AUGCAUCUUGCUGAGUAUCUCUUUCGUCGUAUUCACCAACUCGGUAUUGAGUCGGUCUUCGGUGUCCCCGGUGAUUUCAAUUUGACAUGCCUCGACUACGUUGAUACAUGUGGGCUAAGCUGGGUUGGGAACGCCAAUGAACUCAAUGCUGGAUAUGCAGCCGAUGGAUACGCGCGCAUAAGAGGAAUAUCGGCGAUCGCAACUACCCUAGGUGUAGGGGAGCUCUCCGCCAUCAAUGCUAUAGCAGGCUCAAGCGCUGAGCUUGUACCUGUGAUCCACAUCGUUGGAUACCCGUCGACAACAGCCAUGGAUAAGGGAGACUUACUGCAUCAUACACUGGCAGAUGGAGAUUUUGGGCGAUUCGCCAAAAUGAGCGAAAAGAUCUCAAGCGCCGUGGUGAUCCUGAAAGACAAGUCAACUGCGUCGAAAUGCAUCGACGAGACUAUCACCGAGUGCUACCGCUCCAGCAAGCCUGUCUAUAUUGGAUUCCCCAUGGAUCUCGUUCAGGCGGAAGUAGACCCAUCUCCGCUUGAGCGUCCACUGGGCCUCGAAGAACCCGCAUCCAAUCCCAUGGCAGUGGAAGAGAAUGUCGUGAAUAUGGCUCUCGAUCAGAUCUUGGGAGCCCAGAACCCGAUUAUCAUUGUUGAUGGUUUGGGCGGCAAACCACAAGUCCUGAAGUCGACCAGAUCAUUGGUUGAGAAGUCGGGUCUGCCUUGCUUUAUUAUGCCGAUGGCCAAGGGCAUCGUGGAUGAAAGCCUAAUCAACUACCGCGGUGUAUACGCAGAGAGGAUCUCGGAACCUGGUGUGUUCGAGCAAGUCCAGCUCAGUGAUCUGAUCUUAGUGAUUGGACCACGUCCGACAGAUCUCAAUACAGCGGGCUUUAUGACAGACAUGCCUCAUAUUGAGACCAUCAAAUUCGGACGUGAUACAGUGCAGAUGCGAGGUCAAGAGUUUACUAGUCUCAAAAUGAGUGGCGUUCUCACCAAGCUCAGUGAGGCCUUUGAUGGUCGCAUGUCACCGUCCAACUCCUCGGCAUCUACGCCAGCACGCGAAGUCAGCGUCACUUCUGAGAGAGAUAAUUCAGUCUCGUCCGCUUCCACGCUGUCCAAGGGAAGCAUUUAUUGGGAUCAUGCACUUGACUUCCAGGGCGGUAUUCUCGACAAGUCAUCUCCCCUAACACAAGAAUGGGUCUGGCAACGGAUCAGCACCUGGCUAGAGGAAGACGAUAUUAUAGCCGCGGACGUUGGUACUUCGCUCUUCGGCACCACAUGGACCCGAUACCCACGAGGAGUAGUCUUGCUAUCGCAAUACCUUUGGUGCUCAAUUGGAUACGCAGUCGGCGCAGCCGUAGGAGCUGCUAUAGCCGCACGCGAAGAUGAGGAAAAGUCCAACGCCCUUCGCCGACGCACUAUUCUUCUCACGGGAGAUGGUAGCCUCCAGAUGACUGCACAAGAGGUCAGCACUAUGGUCCGCCGGAAGCUCCCGAUUAUCCUGUUUGUCGUCAAUAAUGAAGGCUACACAGUUGAACGUAUAGUCCACGGCGAAGAUCAGGAGUAUAACGAUAUCCAACCCUGGGACUACAAGCUACUCCCUACUGUCUUCCAAGCCGCACCUGAUACCGUACGUACCUAUGAUGUUCGGACCAGGGCCGAGUUGGAUAUGCUUCUUGCCGAUCCUCAGUUUGGACCUGCUGAGAACUUUGAUAAGAAGAAUCCGGCCCCAUUGCGACUUGUGGAGUUGCAUAUGCCGAAGGAUGAUGCACCGGUGUCUCUGCGUGGCAUGAUUGAUGCAGUCACAAGACGGAAGUGA
Messenger RNA from Penicillium canescens, 1809 nucleotides. RefSeq names its product alpha-keto acid decarboxylase family protein. The coding region runs from base 1 to 1809 and encodes 602 amino acids. Gene Ontology annotation, molecular function: magnesium ion binding; thiamine pyrophosphate binding; carboxy-lyase activity. The transcript is spliced from 3 exons. NCBI's taxonomy places the organism in Eukaryota, Fungi, Ascomycota, Eurotiomycetes, Eurotiales, Aspergillaceae. The record is from RefSeq and is a predicted model, not a curated record.